CCCCUCCCCAUGCCCCCCAAACUCCCUCCCAGAGCCUGCACCUCCACCCAACACCCCCUCAUCCCCCAAACUCCAUCUCAAAGCAUGCACCCCAGACCCUCUCCCCCUCUCAAAUUCCCUCCCAGAGCCCAACCUCUCACACCUUCUGCAUCCAAACUCCUCCCAGACCCUGCACCCCAAUCUCCUGCCCCAGACCUCCUCCCCCACACAAACUCCAUUCCAGAGCCUUAGGCAGGUGGGGGUGGAGUUUUUUGGGGGGCAGGUUCUGGGCGACAUGAGUGACAUUGGCCUGCUGGGAGGAUUUGAGGAUGGCACUAGCGCUAAGGUAAAAUGAGUUUGAGACCCCUGAUCUAGACCAUCCUUGACAGGUGUUUGUCUAACCUGCUCUUAAAAAUCUCCAACGAUGGAGAUUCCACAGCCUCCCUAGGCAAUUUAUUCCCAGCUUGGUAUUGUCCGCAAACUUUCUAAGUGUGACAGAGAGACUCUGUUACUGGGAGGGUUUCACCACGUGUCAGAGGGUUACACCCAGGUGGGAGGGGGCUAUGCCUGUACUGGAAGAAGGUCACUCAGUGCUUCACAGUGUAGCAGAACCUAGAAUGUCCAUUAGCAGGGAAAAAUCCUUGGGGGAAUCAGCUUGUGGAAUGGACAAAAGCCCCAUCUGAAUGCUCUCACAUUGCCCUUCUCACCCUGGCAGGCUACAGAAUAACAUCCAUAUUUCGCUUCAGAUCAACCCAUCCUCCCACGAGGAAGGAAAUGUUUGCAAUGGAGCUGGCUCAGGGUUUCCAGUUUCCAAACCUGAUGUGAUCUUGCACCUGGAAUAAGGGGAACAGCUGUGGGUCUCAGACCUCUUUGGCUCAGAAAAAAAGUGCUCCCGAGAGCUGUCUGCACAGGUGAUAGGAUGGUGAGUGAGAACGAGGAGACACCCCAGCAGGAAGAUGCUAAGCAAGUAGAACCACAUGGAACGUUAUCAGGAAGACCCAAAGGGAAUGUUUCCGGGAGUUGUGCACUCCCACAAAGAACAAAUGCCUGUGAGACUAAGCACAGGGCAGAGGAAAACUUCAGUAGCCACUCAGACUUUAUUACGCGUGAGAGCAUCAACUUGGAAGAGGCACGCUACAGAUGCCAUAAGUGUGAGAAAAGCUUCAAUGGGAGCUCAGACCUCCUCACACAUCAGAGAAUCCACAGGGGAGAGAAACCCUACAUGUGCUCUGAGUGUGGGAACAGCUUCAAUCGGAGCUCACACCUUAUCAGACAUAGGAGCAUCCACACAGGAGAGACGCCCUACACGUGCUCUGAGUGCAGGAAAAGCUUCAAUCGGAAUUCAAGCCUUAUUAGACAUCAGAAAACCCACACAGGAGAAAAACCCUACACGUGCUCUGAGUGUGGGAAACGCUUCAGUUAUAACUCAGUCCUCAUCUCACAUCAGCGAAUCCACACAGGAGAGACACCCUACACGUGUUCUGUAUGUGGGAAAAGCUUCAACCAGGGCUCAAGCCUUAUUAGACAUCAGCAAAUCCAUAGUGGAUGGACACCCUACACAUGCCCGGAGUGUGGGAAAUGCUUCAGUUAUAGAUCAGCCCUUCGCAUGCAUCAGAGAAUUCACACAGGUGACAAACCUUAUGGGUGCUCUGAGUGUGGGAAAUGCUUCAUGGAUCGUUCAGCCCUCAUCACACAUGAGAGAAUCCACACAGGAGAGAGACCCUACAUGUGCUCUGAGUGUGGGAAAAGCUUCAGUCAGAGCUCAAACCUUAUCAGACAUCGGACAAUCCACAGAGGAGAGAUGCCCUACACAUGCGCUGAGUGUGGGAAGAGUUUUAAGCAGAGCUCUGCCCUGAUCACACAUCAGAGAAUCCACACAGGGGAGAUGCCCUACACGUGCUCUGAGUGUGGGGAACGCUUCAGUUAUAGCUCAGCCCUUGUCUCACAUCAGAGAAUCCACAGAGGAGAGACGUCCUACACGUGCUCUGAGUGUGGGAAAAGCUUCAAUCGGAGCUCCAGCCUUAUUAGACAUCAGAAAAUCCACAUGUGAGAGAACGUGAUUCCGGCUGGCCAAAGCUUGUUUUUAAAAAAAUCACAAAUGCGAAUUCCCACAGAGCGACCUUUGCACCGUGUUCAGCGUGGUCUCUCAGCUCCCCUAGAUGAUUUGCCUGCUUCUUCCUUUUGCAGCUCCCCGUUCUUUGGGAUCAGUCCUGUGAUUUUUUUUUCUGUCAACUCUUUUCCUUUUGAGCUGUAGGAGUAUGUAUCCCUCCAGCCAGGAAUGUUCUUCACAGGGAGAAGAGGUGGGGGAGAGAGGUUGGAUCCCAACAAGCUACACUGAGGUAAAAACUACCUGGGCUUUCCAUCCACUAGGGCUGCGCAUGGCGUUGGCUGCUCAAGUUAGUGAUCUUGGUGUAAACAGACAAUUAUAGUUGUAGUGCAGCUGCAGCCCAGGUGCAGUGGUUGGCAUUACUUUCCCCUUGAGCUGACCUAAACUCCAUCACUUUUCCUAGUCAAAACAAACCCUGAGCAUCACGGUUAUAUUGUCCCUCCAUUUCAAAGCAAUUGUUAGUCAUCAGGGACAAUGAAAUUAAACAUGAAGUUAAUUAGUGUAACGUAAGAGGCUGAUUCUGUGAUAACUUUCAGUGUUACAUUAUGAUUCAGGUUUUCUUCUAGUUCUCUCUCUGCCCCCUCCUACUCUGUUGGAAAUGGUGGCUAAUCCUGAAAUUAAAACCUCACUGCGAAGGAAUUAGAGUGGGGGAAUAUGUGAGAGAAAUAGCAUGCAUGAGAAGAGAGACCCAGUACGGCCUGUAAUUAUUUCUAUUUAAAAUUGAAUUUAUUUUGAUAAAUUUUAAAAUAAAUCUUCUGUUAAGAGGAAAAUUACUUGAGACAAGAUGUGCAGCCUUUUACCCAUCCUGUACAGGACUGAUAUGUUUUUGUUUGUUGGUUUGUCUGUCUCUCCUCCGGUGGUUGCUUUUUAAUAAAAGAAUCAUUUUGGUUUGAAA
Gopherus flavomarginatus (Mexican gopher tortoise) is the source of this 2981-nucleotide messenger RNA. Its product is annotated as zinc finger protein 501-like. Gene Ontology annotation, biological process: regulation of transcription by RNA polymerase II. Gene Ontology annotation, molecular function: DNA-binding transcription factor activity, RNA polymerase II-specific; RNA polymerase II cis-regulatory region sequence-specific DNA binding. The record is from RefSeq and is a predicted model, not a curated record. Bases 899 to 2029 code for a protein of 376 amino acids. Lineage: Eukaryota; Metazoa; Chordata; Testudines; Testudinidae. The transcript is spliced from 3 exons.